Cyphellophora attinorum is the source of this 1041-nucleotide messenger RNA. RefSeq names its product Polysaccharide monooxygenase Cel61a. Gene Ontology annotation, biological process: carbohydrate metabolic process. Gene Ontology annotation, cellular component: extracellular region. The record is from RefSeq and is a predicted model, not a curated record. The coding region runs from base 1 to 1041 and encodes 346 amino acids. Gene Ontology annotation, molecular function: cellulose binding. The transcript has a single exon. NCBI's taxonomy places the organism in Eukaryota, Fungi, Ascomycota, Eurotiomycetes, Chaetothyriales, Cyphellophoraceae.
AUGUCAGCCCUCACCAGCAGCAUCAUCACAGUGCUUGCUCUAACAAGUAGUGCAUCUGCCCAUGGAUUCGUCAGGGGCAUUACAGCUGGAGGUCGCUACUAUCAGGGUGCUGAUCCAUCAUUCCAGUACCAACCCGAGAGUCAACGUCCCGCGGUGGCUGGCUGGUCGGCUCAGAACGUCGACAAUGGCUUCCCGGACCCAGUAUACAAUGCACCAGACAUGAUCUGCCACAAAAGCGCUACACCUGGCCAGGCGUUCGUGGAGGUGGCUGCUGGGAGCCCACUCACUCUUCACUGGAAUACCUGGCCAGACACACACAAAGGACCUGUCAUUGACUACCUCGCCAACGCCCGUGGCGCCUUCUCAUCAAUCAACAAGGCAUCUCUGCAAUUCGUCAAAAUUGCUGAGGCUGGACUUUCAGGUGGCACUUGGGCUGCGGAUCGUCUCAUUGCUUCGAACAACUCAUGGACCACGACCAUUCCAAGCUCUAUUGCAGCUGGGGACUACGUUUUGCGCCACGAGAUCAUUGCCCUACACAGCGCCAGCUCACCCGGAGGCGCGCAGAACUACCCUCAAUGCAUCAACCUGAGGAUCACUGGUGGCGGCAGCAAUUCCUUGCCGUCUGGUACGCUUGGCACAGCACUUUAUACCGGAAAUGAGCCUGGCAUUGUGUUCAAUCUCUACAACAACCCAACCAGCUACCCAAUCCCAGGCCCAGCAUUGAUGGCUGGUGGUAGCUCGGGAGGAGGAAGCGCUAGUGGCGGUGCGACUACGACGACAGCCAGAGCUACUGCAACUGCAACUGGAGCCACAACUACCAAAGUAACGACUUUGUUGACCGCAACAACUAGAGCCACGACAUUAGUGACCUCUACACGGACGAGCUCGCCAGCGACAAGCCCGACCAGUGGUGGUGGUAGUGGCAAUGCGGCAGCACUGUACGGUCAGUGCGGUGGCUCUGGCUGGAGUGGUCCUACAAGCUGCCAGUCUGGCACCUGCAAAGUGCAAAACCCGUACUAUUCGCAGUGUGUGCCGAAUUGA